Molecule: messenger RNA, 1835 nt
Organism: Varanus komodoensis (Komodo dragon)
Lineage: Eukaryota; Metazoa; Chordata; Lepidosauria; Squamata; Varanidae
Gene: ACADS
Product: acyl-CoA dehydrogenase short chain
Exons: 9
Biological process (GO): fatty acid beta-oxidation using acyl-CoA dehydrogenase; butyrate catabolic process
Cellular component (GO): mitochondrion
Molecular function (GO): flavin adenine dinucleotide binding
Source: RefSeq, a predicted model, not a curated record
UGCAGACUUCGGCACUUUUGUCUCCGUUGUAAAAUUGGGCCAUGCUCGAGCUGCAGUAAAACAGCAAGUGCGAGAAGCAGCUUCGGACGUGCAGUUCCAGCAGCUGCCCGGGAUCCCUCGUCGUGCCUCGCCCUGCCUGCCCCCUCGGUCGGUGGGGCUGCUCCGCGCUCGUCCACCUCGCGGCCCCUCGCCGAGGACCCGUUGCGCCCAGCGCCUCCUGCGUUCUCGCUUGCAGCUUGGGCAGUUAAAUGCCUGCGGCAGCUUCACACGGUUUACCGGAUGGUAGAAUUGCCGGAGACACACCAGAUGCUUCGUCAAACUUGCCGGGACUUUGCCGAAAGGGAACUGGUGCCCAUCGCUGCUCAGCUGGAUAAGGAGCACCGCUUUCCGGCAGAGCAGAUUAAGAAGAUGGGGAGCCUUGGACUGCUAGCAGUGGAUGUCCCUGAGAAGUACGGAGGAGCAGGACUGGACUACCUGGCUUAUUCCAUUGCCGUGGAGGAGAUCAGCCGCGGCUGCGCAUCCACCGGCGUCAUCAUGAGCGUGAAUAACUCCCUCUAUUUAGGACCAGUUUUGAAGUUCGGGUCUGAAGAGCAGAAACAGAAGUGGAUUACUCCCUUUUGCAGUGGGGACAAAAUCGGCUGCUUUGCCCUGAGCGAACCAGGAAACGGGAGCGAUGCAGGAGCAGCUUCGACAGUCGCCCGACUGGUUGGCCAGGAGUGGGUCUUGAAUGGCACCAAAGCCUGGAUCACCAAUGCCUGGGACGCCUCCGCGGUGCUGGUGUUUGCCACCACGGACAGGGACCUGAAGCACAAGGGCAUUAGCGCCUUCCUGGUUCCCAUGCCAACUGCUGGCCUGUCCUUGGGAAAGAAGGAGGACAAGCUGGGGAUCCGGGCAUCGUCCACCGCCAACCUCAUCUUCGAGGACUGCCGCGUCCCCAAGGCCAGUCUCCUGGGCGAGCUGGGAAUGGGCUUCAAGAUUGCCAUGCAAACCCUGGACUCCGGGAGGAUUGGCAUUGCCUCCCAGGCCUUGGGAAUAGCCCAGGCAGCUCUGGACUGUGCUGUGGAUUACGCCGAGAAGAGAGCGGCCUUCGGCGCCCCCAUCUCCAGACUGCAGGCCAUCCAGUUCAAGUUGGCUGACAUGGCCCUGGCCCUGGAGAGCGCGCGCCUGCUGACCUGGAGGGCAGCCAUGCUGAAGGACAACGGCCGGCCAUACACGCAGGAAGCCGCCAUGGCCAAGCUGUCUGCGUCGGAGGCCGCAACAUCCGUUGCCCACCAGGCGAUCCAGAUCCUGGGUGGGAUGGGCUACGUGACCGAGAUGCCGGCGGAACGCCACUACCGCGAUGCUCGCAUCACGGAGAUCUACGAGGGCACCAGUGAGAUACAGCGGCUGGUGAUCGCGGGGCAGCUGCUGAAAGCGUAUCGUGGCUGAGCGCUUGUCUUCUGCGGGCCUCUGCCGCUGUGUGUGGACGGUUUGUCUGCUGCUGGUGUGCAGAGAUGCGGGGACUCGUCCUGGCAGCCCUGCAGAGACUGACCGGCCCACCACCACUCGCCCCCGUGCUUAUCCUGCACGGUGUCAGAUCGAGGCAGCAGGUCUGGCUGAGAGUCAGUUUGGCCUGGUGACGUUUUAGGUUUUGCUGACAUGGGAGCUUCGUACACAAUGAUAAGCAACUUCUAUUAUUUUGCACCCUGUGCCUUCCAGAGCAGCCAGAAAAUGAGACUGCGCCAGGCGCCUUGGACGCGGCCAGGGCCUGCUGUGCGCACUGCCAGCUCUCACACACACAUGCAGUGUCUGGUUCAGAGUUGCCGUUAAUAAAUUACUGGGCUGUCUUGUCUGAA